CUGUAAACUCGGGAGGGGAGGCGCCGCGCCGUGAAAACUCUCAGGAUUUACGCUCUGCCAUUUUGAGCUAAACCCUGCCGACACCGGAGUUCGGACGUGUCCAUCAAGCGGCGGUCAUGACCUGAUUUAAAGCACCACGACUCGCCGGGACUUUAUGGAAAAAGAUUUUGAACCGUUGUUCUUUGAACUCUCCAGCCAUGUGCUCCACUAACCAUUCAAACUGGGUCACCUUUGACGAUGACGUCAUACCAGUCUCAUCGCCUCAGAAGCCCCUGCAGUCAGCCGAUCUUAUCAAAGCAUCAGUACCACGUCCCAAUGGUCUGAAGUUGGUGCUUCCUCCAAUCAAAGACACUUCCUGGAGUUUCAGUACUUCCCUGGAAUCUCCUCAAAGCCAGUCAGAUUCCAGUGGAAAGUCUUUUGGACCUUUUGACAGGGCUUUGAAUACUCCUGUGACUAGAGUCUCCACGAGCACCACCCCAUUUCACUCCCCAUCGUCGGAAAAUAAUGUUUUCCUCCGGAGUUUCUCCAGCCCAUCAGGGGUCUCUGUGCCUUCACUUGUACCAGAGACCCUGAGUCAAACUGUAGAUGGACCAAGCCCUUUCCCUGCUUUCAAGGGAAAAUCUGGACACUUCAACCCCUUCUGGGAUGAUUCCAGACAAAGUGCAGACGUGGGCAGUACUUCCUCAGACUCGGACACAGACAACAGCCUACCACGAUUCUUUAUUCGGACCAAAGAUGGCAGUACGCCUCCACACGACCAACCUCAUAACCCUUUUUCUUUUGUUUGCAAUAAACUGGAAGACCUACAAGUAGGAAAGGAGGACAAUACGGAUAGGCUGAAGGGUGAGGAGAAGUUGAUAAGUGACGGUUCGGUUCAGUUUGUUCCCCGGGGUCUUUUCCGUAGCCAAAAGAGGGAUGGCUGGCCCGUCAUGCUCAGGAUUCCUGAAAAAAAGAACCGCAUGUCCUCCCGACAGUGGGGACCCAUCUAUCUUCGCCUGUUGCCCGGAGGUGUGCUGCAGAUGUUCUACGAGAAAGGGCUGGAGAAGCCGUACAAAGAGUUUCAGCUUCUCCCUCAGUGCAGGCUGUCAGAUCUUAAAGUGGAAAGCUACAGCGUGCCCAGAAAAGUUCUCACCGUCAAGGUAGAACUCUUCUCCUACACAGAGAAGAAGCGUUUUCACCCAAAGCCAGAGAUCAGCCAUGAGGCAGAGGUCGAGCAGCUGCUUAAGUUUGGCUCCACUGUGCAUGGGGACAUGGAGGACUUGGUUGUCUCCAUCGAGGAGGAGAUCUUCAAGCUCUGUGUGCCCCACCAGCAGAGGCGACAGUACGACGAGCAAGAGCUAUCGCUGCAGGUCACCGAUCACAUCUGGAUACAACUGGAUAAGUCGGGGGAAGUCAUGGAGAGAGCAGCUUUUACCCAGAUCCACUGUCUUUCUUUUCUGAAUGGACAAGGGGACUGUUUCCUUGCCCUGAAUGAUCUUGGUUUGCUGCAUUCUAACUCCAGCUACGGGUAUGAGGAGGACAGCGACCUCUGGAUGGAGAUCACUGACCACCAUUUUCACAAAUGCGUGAAUGAGACUGAGUUUCAGACGUCCCGACUCAUAAAGUUCUCUCCUCCUGAUGCGUGCAGGGUGGAGCUGAUGCGGUACAAAACAGCAGUCCUGGGCUGCACCGAAAUCCCCUUCUCAAUCAAAGCCAUGGUCACGGUCCAAGGAGCCUACGUGGAACUCCAAGCCUUCCUCAACAUGUCGACCACCUUCCUCUCCUCCCUCAGCACUUCUGACACCUCUUACCCACUGUGCGAAAGCAUAGUGAUCCGCGUUCCAGUUCCAGGCAAUUGGGUCAAGGUGACGCAGACUGUGGCCUUGCUGCGGCAAAGGUCGCUGAAGGCCCGAAUGAACAGAAACGCCUGCCUGGGCUCUGUCAGAGCCACGGAUACACAGCCCGUCAUGCAGGUGUCCAUCGGAUCUGUCAAGUACGAGAACGUUUAUUCAGCCAUUGUGUGGAGGAUCGAUAGACUCCCUGCCAAGAACACAGCAGUGGAUCAUCCCCAUUCAUUCUCUUGUAAACUGGAGCUGGGAUCUGAUCAGGAGAUCCCCAGUGACUGGUACCCUUUUGUCUCCAUGGAAUGUGAAAUCAUGGGCGCCGUCGUGUCACAGAGCAGGGUCAAGUCCCUCGGCACCGUGAACGACAUUCAGCCGCAGAAACACGUGACCAGCUGGACGCGCUAUCACUGUCAGGCCAAACUCUACCUGUCCAUCAUUGAUGAUGUGAUUGAAAGUAUGAAAGAGCUGUUUUUGGAUGAAGGCCUGGAGGAUCGAGUGCUGGACGAUUUAAGGCAUCUCUGGGAGUCAAAAAUGAUGCAGUCCAAAGCAAUGGAGGACUUCAGGAAGAACAACGUCAACUCCACCAACUUUGUUCUCAAGCUCCCUGCUAGCUAUACGCAGGCUGAUCGGAACCAGGACCUUGCAGCCCCUGUUAUGAUCCCCACAACUCAGAACAUCCAUAGCUUACCAGUGAAGAACAAUACCAAAACUCCAGCUACUUUUUCCCUCCCUGCUGCGCUGGCAUACCCUGUGCAGAUCCCUGCAGGAGUCACUCUACAGACAGCUUCUGGUCAACUUUACAAAGUCAAUGUGCCUGUUGUAGUUACUCAAGCUCCAGUGGGGCAGCAGCCUGCAUCCCAUCUUUCACAAAAAGUCCCAGAACGGAGCAAAGUGCCAGCAUCUCAGCCAGCAGCAAUUCCACCAAAUCCUGUCCUGCUUCAUGAGCCCGAGCCCUCAUCUGCUCCCUCUUCCUUCAUCACACAAACGAGGACCAGUCUAGCACUGAUUCAGGAGAACAGUCUUCCUCAUGAACCUCCAGGGGCAGAGGUCACACUGGGAGAAAAUGAGGCGAAUUCCCAACCUGAACCUUUAAACAUUGGCGUGACUGCCUCUCCCUGCCCUCAGUUUUUAGACUUCCAGAUCUCUACUGAGGAGGCUGCUUUUGCGCAGAAGACACACAGCAGAGACAUUGAUGAAAUUCUAAAAGAAGUCAUUGAGGAGGAGAGGGUGAAAGCUGAGAGGGCAAGAAAACUAGCUGGGAACGCUGGAAACCAUUCUGGCACUGAUCUUGGGCUGGACUUGGACUACGCCUACAGUGAGCUGUCGGACAUCGUUCAGCUGGAUGGUCCUGCAGACAACUCUGACCCAGAGGAGGAUGAGGAGGUUCCUCUAGAAGAGAACGACUUCCUGGGUUUAAUCAAUGCAGAAGCCAUCAGAGCUCUGCAGGAGGAAAACGGCAGUGACGGCAACAGCAUCUCCUCCAGCAGUGAUGACGGGGGAGCAGAUGAACUCUCUAAUGUAGAGGAGGACCCUCUUAAUUCUGGCGAUGAUGUUGUCGAACAGGACAUACCGGAUCUUUUUGACACGGACAACGUGAUUGUUUGCCAGUAUGACAAAAUUCACCGCAGCAAAAAUCGCUGGAAGUUUCAUCUGAAAGAUGGGGUGAUGAGUUAUGGUGGCAGGGACUAUGUGUUCUCCAAAGCUAUUGGGGAAGCAGAGUGGUAAUGAGUGUCCAACCUGCUGAGCAGAUCAUCAUAAUAAAGGGAAGCUAUGACUUGGAGGGAAGGGUGGACAGACCUCCUGAAACGGUGGAAUUCGGUUGAGCAGCAUGUUAGGCCUUUUCUGUUUCAAAUCAACGAUGCUCUUUUUGUCAUUAUUUAGCAAAACUGAAAGGGAAAACGUUGAAGUUACCUGCACUUUAUUUUGCUCCAGUUCACUGAGAGAAAUGUAAUGGAUUUUGUUGGCUAAUGAGAAUUUUAUUAAAACAUAGCCUUCUUUGUUUGGUA
This is a messenger RNA of Girardinichthys multiradiatus, 3829 nucleotides long. Its product is annotated as stonin-1. Gene Ontology annotation, biological process: clathrin-dependent endocytosis; transcription initiation at RNA polymerase II promoter; synaptic vesicle endocytosis. The transcript is spliced from 11 exons. Lineage: Eukaryota; Metazoa; Chordata; Actinopteri; Cyprinodontiformes; Goodeidae. Gene Ontology annotation, molecular function: clathrin-cargo adaptor activity. Gene Ontology annotation, cellular component: AP-2 adaptor complex; synaptic vesicle; transcription factor TFIIA complex. The record is from RefSeq and is a predicted model, not a curated record. The coding region runs from base 198 to 3548 and encodes 1116 amino acids.